GAUUCGCUCACAGACCAGGAGUCUGUAGAGAAGACCAGGAGAAACUUCUCAGAGAAGAAGGAGCGCACUCUUACUGUGCAACAGUGAUGUUGAAAGGACUAAAGAUGCUGUGUCCUGUAUGGUCCUUGGCUAUGGCGGUGCUUUGCAUACUCGCUAUGGAAGUCAGCAGUCAAUGCUGGGAGAGCUCCCACUGCCAAGACCUUAGCACAGAGGAGAACAUGUUGGAGUGCAUUCAGCUGUGUAAGUCAGACCUCACAGCUGAGACCCCAGUCUACCCUGGCGAGGGCCACCUCCAACCCCCAGAGCCUGAGGGGACCGACGCAGACUCCCUGCCCGUCCUCAGCCUCGCCGCAGUGGGUUCCCCCGAGGAGUCGUCCCCCGAGGUGAAGCAGGCCUUCCCCAGGCAGGAGGAGAAGCGCUCCUACUCCAUGGGUCACUUCCGCUGGGGCAAGCCGGUGGGCCGCAAGCGCCGCCCCGUUAAGGUCUACCCCAACGGCGUGGAGGAGGAGUCGGCCGAGGCGUUGCCGGGGGAGAUGCGGCGCUCGGCGCUCAACGACGUGGACUACGGCGCGGCGGGCGGCGAGGCGGAGGAGAGGGCAGCGCUGGCCGGCCUGCUCCAGCAGAAGAAGGACGGCUCGUACAAGAUGAACCACUUCAGGUGGAGCGGCCCGCCGGCCAGCAAGCGCUACGGCGGCUUCAUGAAGUCGUGGGACGAGAGGAGCCAGAAGCCUCUCCUCACGCUCUUUAAGAACGUCAUCAACAAGGAUGGACAACAGAAGAAAAGUCAGUAA
Sardina pilchardus (European sardine) is the source of this 791-nucleotide messenger RNA. It is a transcript of the gene pomca, whose product is annotated as proopiomelanocortin a. Lineage: Eukaryota; Metazoa; Chordata; Actinopteri; Clupeiformes; Clupeidae. Gene Ontology annotation, biological process: neuropeptide signaling pathway. The coding region runs from base 87 to 791 and encodes 234 amino acids. The record is from RefSeq and is a predicted model, not a curated record. Gene Ontology annotation, molecular function: neuropeptide hormone activity. Gene Ontology annotation, cellular component: extracellular region. The transcript has 3 exons.